AUGGCGUGGAGUGUUCAAACCUGCAAAGUGUUGGCACUAACGAUGGGUUACAUAUGCAUAGCUGUCUUUUUUACGUUGACAAGUUAUGUCGUUUAUGUUUAUUAUUCAACUAUCGCACUAAGUGUACUUGAAAAAAAAGCGUAUAAAAAAUUUGUUUUUCAUUUUAUAUUCGGUAAUUGGCUUGUAAUAAAUGUUUAUUUCAAUUAUUUUAUGGCAUGGCUAUCUUCGCCGGGUCUUGCUAAAGAUUAUCAAAAUUUAGCAAGCCAAUAUCGUAAAUGCAAAAAAUGUCCAAAUAAUAAACCACCUCGUACUCAUCAUUGUAGUUGGUGUAAUUUAUGUAUUUUGAAAUUUGAUCAUCAUUGCCCAUGGCUUAACAAUUGUGUUGGUUUUUAUAAUCAUCGGUAUUUCUUUCAAUUUUGUUGUUAUAUGACGUUAGGAUGUUUAUAUGCUGGUACGUUUGGUUAUCGUGAAUAUCAAAUUGGCCUACUCGGAGAACAAGUAUUUUCUUAUAAAGAUUCAAUUUUUCAUCCAUUUAACAUUCUUGAAACAAUGGACAUACCUGGUUUUAUCACAUAUUACAUAUUUCUUGCUGCAUUAACAAUUGGUGUUUUAUUAGUUGGUCUUGUUUGGUGGCAUGGUCGAAUGAUUAGUCGUGGUGAAACAUCACUUGAACGUGUACUCAAUCAAAAUUAUGCUCAACAAUGCACUGACCAAGGCUUUGUUUAUGUAAAUCCUUAUGAUUUCGGCUUCGUAGGAAAUUGGAAACGUUUCUUAGGUUUUCAGACCAUAAGUGAGUUUGUUCGACGAGUACUUUUGCCAAGUACACAUAAACCAGAGGGUGAUGGCAUCACAUGGGAUGGUUAUAACGUUAAUACUAAUUUAGGAUUACAUCAACAGAAAUCUCACCAAACUACUGGACCUACUGGUGCUCAACCAAAUUUUCCUGGAGGUUAUCCCAUAAAUAGACGUCGAGUUGUAACACCACCUUGGGAACAGCAAAAUAAUCCAAUGCGUACUUCGGCUGUUUAUCAGCCGAAAACACCACCAACAGAAGCAAAAGAAUCAAUAAAAGACCGUUAA
Rotaria socialis is the source of this 1080-nucleotide messenger RNA. The record is from the annotation of a GenBank genome assembly. Lineage: Eukaryota; Metazoa; Rotifera; Eurotatoria; Philodinida; Philodinidae.